This is a messenger RNA of Salmo salar (Atlantic salmon), 6038 nucleotides long. Lineage: Eukaryota; Metazoa; Chordata; Actinopteri; Salmoniformes; Salmonidae. The record is from RefSeq and is a predicted model, not a curated record.
UGGUUCAUUUUGGUGCAGCAGCCAAUCUGCGUUUACAGUAAAACCCAACACUUCCUGUUUCGGAUUAGGAAACGAUUGCAAUGUAAAUAGAUACAGUAGUGGUUAUCGUGAAAUCACUGUAUAUUCAAUCUGAUAUGCCGAAUGAAUUGCAGUGUUUUACGUGAACUGCCAUACCGUUUAUGAGAGGGAGCACAAGGCCUGAACAUGCCUGUGUCCCUGCUGUGGGCAGUGGAUGUGUACGGGCGCGUGUACAGCUUGUCCACCGGAGGGCAGCAGUGGGAGCAGUGUCGUGAUGCUGUGUUAGAGUUUAAGAGGGUGACAGCCGUGCAGCAGUGUUGCUGGGGUAUCGCCUGUGACCAUCACAUCUACCUGAAUGUCCACUCUAGUGAUGUUCCCAUACGCUACCAGGAGGAGACAUUCGAGAACCAGCGAUGGAAUCCCAUGGAUAACUUCUCGGAUCGCUUGUUGCCGAGUGACCGCUGGCAGUGGAGUAACAUCACAGGACUGGAACACCAACCCCUUGAAAGCUUCCUUCUUCCCUCGACCAACUGGGAGUGGGAGGGGGACUGGUACAUUGACGAGAACUUUGGAGGAGAGCCCACAGAGAAAGAAGGUUGGACCUAUGCCAUAGACUUCCCUGCCACCUACACCAAAGACAAGAAGUGGAACUCAUGUGUCCGUCGCAGGCGAUGGAUCCGCUACAGGAGGUACAAGGCCACGGACACCUGGGCCAAGAUCCCGUCAGAGGGUCACAGUGGUCCCCUUCCAGACCCCUUUAAUGACAUCAGCUGUGGAGGCUGGGAGAUCAGUGAGGAGCCCAGGGGGAGGUUGUCUCUGUGGGCCGUGUCUCUACAGGGCAAGGUGUGGUUUCGUGAGGGUAUCCACCACCACAGCCCAGAGGGGGAUGGCUGGGAGGAGGUGUCUCUGCCUGGGGAGGUGGUGCAGAUCAGCUGUGGUCCAGGGGACCUGGUCUGGGCCGUGCUCUGGGAGGGACAACUCAUCGUCAGGGAGGGCAUCACCAGAGACUGCCCACAAGGCUCCUCCUGGGUACUGGUGGACUCUCCCAACCCAGAGGCCGGGGCCAUCCAUGUAGCUGUGGGGGACAACGUAGUCUGGGCUGUCACCAAGGACAACAAGGUAUGGUUCAGACGUGGCAUCAACUCCUAUAACCCCCGUGGUUCAGGCUGGAUCGGGAUGAUCGGGGAGAUGGUCAUGAUUAACGUGGGUCUCAACGACCAGGUGUGGGGUAUCAGCUGUGAGGACCGAGCAGUGUAUUUCCGUCAGGGUGUGACCUCCAGUGAGUUGAGUGGUAAAGCCUGGAAGGCUGUCAACGUGCCCCGAGACGGAGACAUCAGGUCCCACUCCUCCGCCAGCAGUAGCAGUCUGCACAGGUGGACUGGGGACAUGAACACACACAUAAACACACACACACAUUGUUUUCACUGCUUGGGCAACCUCGGCUACAUAAAGCGAUUAGCCAAGCAGUCUGCCAGCUGGGUGCUCUGUGUAAUACUAAUAGUUUAUCUCUCUCUCAUUUUUUCUUUCUCUCUCUCUCUCUCUCUCUCUCUCUCUCUCUCUCUCUCUCUCUCUCUCUCUCUCUCUCUCUCUCUCUCUGUCUCUCCCUCUCUCUCUGUCUCUCCCUCUCUCUCUGUCUCUCCCUCUCUCUGUCUCUCCCUCUCUCGCUCUCUUCCUCUCUCUCUCUCUGUCUGUCUGUCUGUCUCUAUCUGUGUGAGUCUCUCUCUUUAUCUCUCACAAAGUGCUGGUUGUUUCUUCAGUGGUGAGGUGCGAGCACAGUCUGUGAUGAGCGAAGACUCAGACACAGAGAACGGUCCACAGAGGGCAGUCCUAGAAGUAGGGGCCUGCUCCUCCUCCCCUCCCCCCGAGCCCCCUCCUGUUGACCCCGACGUCCCCAAACCACGCAUCCCCAAGGUCACCAGCGACAGCUUCAUCUCCGAGAUGCUCUCUGACCGCAAGGUCAAACGGGAGGGGGCCACCACUGCCGUCACCGCAGGUCCCUCUAUCCCAGAAGAGGAGGCCUCUCUUCGGGAGGCAGAUGCCAAAUCUCCCGCUCCGGCCCUGGUUCUGUCCCCCAGCCUGUCUGGAGGGCCUGGGGACCCCCAAUGGAGUAACGUGGACCUAGAAGAGGCACAGACUCACCUGGCUGUGGUGCCCGCUGGGGUGAGAGGGGACGCGGCUGACACCUGUAGCCUGUCCUCUGUGGCCACCUACACCCUGUGUCAGGAAGAGCCGUAUGGGGCGGAUGAACACCCGCUCUGGGCAUGGGUCAGUGGAGGAGGCUGUGGUGUGGACUGUCACUCCCAGCUCAACUGGUUCAACUCUGCCACAGCCCUGACAUCUUCAGUCCAGUCCAUGAGUCUGUCCAUCAGUCUAGCCCAGACAGCUGCCUGGCGGAAACAGAUCUUUGAACAGCUCAGCGAACGCUCCAAGAGAGAGAUGGACAACUUUAAACACUACGAACAGGCCAUAGAACAGUCUGUGUGGGUGAAGAAAGGGACCAUGCAGUGGUGGAGGGACUGGAAGCCCCAUAAAUGGGUGGACGUGAGGUUUGCCCUGGAGCAGUUCUCAGGACCAGAGGGAAACCAGGACGGCAUCCUCUUCCUCUACUACAACUUCAACGAGGAGAAGAAGUACCUACAUGCAUUCAUUAACGAGGUGACUAUCUUGGUGCCGGUGCUGAAUGACUCCAAACACACGUUUGCCAUCUACACAGCAGAGAGGACCAAACAGAGGUGGCCUAUCAGACUGGCUGCUGCCACCGAGCUGGAGAUGCACGACUGGCUGGCCCUGCUGAGUGUGUCGUGCUGUGACUCCCGGGGGAUCCAGGGUCCCCCCUCUAAACAGGCCCUCUGGUCAGUCACCUGUAAAGGAGACAUCUUCGUCUGUGAGCCUUCACCUAGCCUGGAGGCCUGUCCCAACCCUACACCCUGCGACCAGAUGUUCUGGCAUCAGGUGGGGGGCCACCUGCGUCUGGUGGAGUGUAACAGUCUGGGGGUGGUGUGGGGGGUUGGCUACGACCACACUGUCUGGGUCUACACCGGCGGCUAUGGAGGGGGAUUCUUGCAGGGUCUGGCCAGCAGCACAGAUAACAUCUACACCCAGACAGAUGUGAAGUGUGUCUACAUUUAUGAGAACCAGAGGUGGAACCCAGUCACAGGAUAUACCAAUAGAGGCCUCCCAACAGACCGUUACAUGUGGAGUGAUGCAACAGGACUGCAGGAGUGUACCAAGGCCAACACCAAGCCUCCAUCCCCUCAUUGGACAUGGGUGGCAGACUGGGCCAUUGACUACGGUAUCUCUGGAGGGACAGACAGAGAGGGUUGGCAAUAUGCAGCUGAUUUCCCAACGUCGUAUCAUGGCCACAAGACCUUGAAGGACUUUGUCCGUCGUAGGCGAUGGGCCAGGAAGUGUAAACUGACGACCACAGGGCCGUGGCAGGAAGUCCCACCCAUCCCGUUGAGUGACGUGACCAUCAUCCCGUGUGGAGCUCAGAGCAUUGUUGAGCCGAUCCCUCUGUGGGCCAUCAGUAACAAGGGAGACGUGCUCUGUAGACUGGGAGUCACCCUACUGACACCUGCUGGGACGUCGUGGCUCCACGUGGGCACAGACCAGCCCUUUAAGUCUAUCUCCAUCGGUGGGGCCAACCAGGUGUGGGCCAUUGCCAGGGAUGGCUCUGCCUUCUACAGGGGCUCCGUGUCUGCACAGAGCCCUGCAGGAGACUGCUGGUACCACAUCCCCUCUCCAGUCAGACAGAAGCUCCAACAGGUGUCUGUAGGGAGGACGUCAGUCUACACAGUGGAUCAACAUGGUAACCUGUGGUUCAGACAGGGCCUGACUCCUAGCUACCCCCAGGGAUCGUCAUGGGAACACAUCUCCAACAAUGUACGCAAGGUCUCCGUUGGACCUCUGGACCAGGUGUGGAUCAUAGCUGACAAGGUGCAAGGCAGCCACAGUCUGAGCUGUGGGACAGUCUGUCACCGUCUGGGGGUUCAGCCCAUGGAGCCAAAGGGACAGUCAUGGGACUACGGCAUCGGGGGUGGCUGGGACCACAUCACUGUGAGAGGGAACUCCUUUGAGGCUCCCCGUGUCCGUAUUCCCCUUCUAACGGACCCCCUCCCUAACGGACCCCGCAGACCGCUCUCCUUCAGGAACACAGAGGAGAACGGGAAAGCUGUCAGGUGUUAAACACACACACACAUAGAGUAUUUGCCAGUGGACACUGUAUCUCUGUUCUGUCUUCAGCCCAACUCUCGCUACAAAAAAAACGCCCUAAUGCAACUACUCCACCAUCCACACUGUACUGUAGCUUCCAGCUCCAGCCUCAACCUCGAAGUGUCUGAAGUCAAACUCUUCUUCUGUCCAAUCACCUGGUUGUGUUCAAUUACCUUUGAACCCUAGCUCUGUGCCCUCAGCUUGACUCAGCCAAUCACCUUCUCUCUUCACAACUAGCAGGUCAUGUUCAACAUUUCCCACAUAGAGAGCACUAGUCAUUUUUAAACAGUGUGACUCAGUCUUCGAACAUUGCAUCAUCGUUAUUUAAAUCUGUGGUCUUAAGAUAACUUUUGGUUUUAUUUAUUGUUAUUGUUUGGUUGAAUGUUUUUUUUCUGUGUGUAGGUGUGUACAGUGCUGUAUGUGAAUACAUGUUUUGUUUAUGUUAUAUUGGUGAUAGGUUUAACUUUUUCAAAUAUAACGUAAGAAGUGUUUUCUGGGGUAUUCAAUGCUAUUGGCCCGAUAUAUGAUUCUGUGAAGGUGGGCGAUGUAUGAUUCUGUGAAGGUGGGUGAUGUAUGAUUCUGUGAAGGUGGGCGAUCAGUAGUUUUUACUGAUUCUGUUCCAAUAAGUUACUAUACUUCCUACUUUGUACCUGCUGGUAACGUAGAGAUUCCACUGGAGUCACAUCAGAAACAAUAAGGGUUUAUUUACCGAGAAUAAUUUUGGUUAUUAAUCCUUUGAUAGCACACGGCGCUUUUACAGUUAUAUGCCUUUCCCCUGAAUGGUUUGUAUCUGUGAUGGCCACAGUGAAGAGUUUGUAUGUCCAUGUUCCUAGGGGACAGUUUCUUUCUUUAGCAUUUUUGUGUUACUCUUGAAAAGAAAGUACAUGUUCUUAUUUUCAUAAAAAAUGUGAAUUGCUUAAAAAAUGAUGUCUUUGAAAGGCUUAAAAGUUAUUUUGUUUGUUUCUCAGGAAAAUAAGAGUUUAACACUAUUAUUUGCAUAUUUUUCACCUCCUAUGAUUUUAGCAGUAAUGACUGGGGUUGGUAGAAAGAACAAAUAUAUAUAUUUUUUAUAAAUCUGAAUACGAGUAUAGUAUAAAUGUUUUCAUUGUGAUAUUUCAAGGUUGGGUUAUUGUACAUUGAUAUAUAAAAAGCAUAAAAUAUCAGUCAUAUUAAGUCAUAUUAACUAUUAUCUUUAAACCACAAAGGCUGAAACUAUCACGUUUGGGCAUUCAUUCAUCUUACUGCUGUAACUGAAAGAUGAAGAUCCAAUAGUGACUGAUAUACUGCAACUACAAAUCAUUAAUUGUCCAGAAAACAGUAUAUCUGUGAAUACUGUCACUUUAUCUUCCUAUGGCAGUUCCUAAUACAACAAGUGCAUUGUUUGAUAAUGACACUGACUACAUACUGCUGUUACAGUGCAGGAUUUAUCCUAAAGGAGGGACGCAUUACACUUAUAGGUUGGGAUGUGAAGACUACAUACUGCUGUUACUAAUACAACAAGUGCAUUGUUUGAUAAUGACACUGACUACAUACUGCUGUUACAGUGCAGGAUUUAUCCUAAAGGAGGGACGCAUUACACUUAUAGGUUGGGAUGUGAAGGGGGUACACCAUAGCAUGAAAAACAGAAGUCUAGCGGAGGACUUUUCACUUGAGGAUUCCAUUGCUUUUAUUGAUUAUGGUGUAAACUAGAAUACUAUAAGCCGGUACUGUUCCAACUCCAACAAGGCUGUUAUUGAUCUAUAUAUUUAUUCCUCCUAAUAGUGUGCAUGGUCAAUGUCCUCUCAAUAAAUGUGAUUGUUGAUAAGGAA